This is a messenger RNA of Orycteropus afer afer, 705 nucleotides long. It is a transcript of the gene PTCRA, whose product is annotated as pre T cell antigen receptor alpha. Gene Ontology annotation, biological process: negative regulation of thymocyte apoptotic process. The record is from RefSeq and is a predicted model, not a curated record. The transcript has 5 exons. NCBI's taxonomy places the organism in Eukaryota, Metazoa, Chordata, Mammalia, Tubulidentata, Orycteropodidae. Bases 1 to 705 code for a protein of 234 amino acids.
AUGACUGAGCCUUGGCUUGUGCUUCUCUUGGCCCUGGGGUAUCCAGCCCUGCCCACAGAUCCUAUUUCCUUACCUUUCUCCCCAGAGGUAAUCACUCUUCUGAGGAUGGCACAACAUGGUGUAGGCUGCACACCCUUCCCCUCUCUGGCCCCACCAAUCACACUAUCGGUGGAUGGGAAGCAGCAGACCCUGGUGGUCUGCCUUGUCCUCGAUGUUGCACCCCCUGGCCUCGACAGUCCCAUCUGGUUCUCAGUUGGCAAUGGCAGUGCACUGGAUGCUUUCACCUACGGCCCUUCCCCAGCGGCAGACGGCACCUGGACCAGCUUGGCCCAGCUCUCCCUGCCUUCUGACGAGCUGGCAGCCUGGGAGCCCUUGGUCUGCCAUACAGGGCUUGGGGCUAAGGGCAGCAGCUGGAGCACACAGCCCCUACAGCUGUCAGGAGAGGCUUCUUCAGCCAGGACUUGCCUCUGGGAACCUCUCAGGGGGAUGCCGGGCCAGGUCCUGCGACUGGGGGCGCUGCGGCUGCUGCUCUUCAAACUGUUGCUGUUUGACUUGCUCCUGACCUGCAGCCGGUACCGCGCCCUGAGUGCGACCCGGGCGGACGUGGCGGAGACGCCUCGCGCGCGGGGCUCAGGGCUCCCCUUGCUUCCAAUAGCCUCACAGGCAGACCGUCUUCUUCUCUGUCCGCCGCUGCCUCCUGUCUGA